AGGCUUGUGUUAUUUGUGAAGGCAGGAGAGUCAGUGGUAGAGUUGUGUUGCUGUUAUCCAAUCAGAGAUGAGAUGUCAGAAUAUCAGGAAAUAAUACUCCAAAUCCUGUCGUCUGAAGCUACUUUCUCCUCCAGCUGACCCAUACUUCCUGAAAAAAAGGGGAUCUGAGCCCGCCCCCCUUGAGUAUGACUGACACCCACUGCAAAUGUAUUAAAGAUCUGAGUAACGUUAACCGUUGAUGCUUGACACUUGUGACAGCUCUGUCCUCUACCUGAGAGGUUGCCAUGCCGUGAUAACAGUGGUCAGGUUUUAAAAAUGGGGUUUCUCUUUAUUCGUUUUCUCCAGACGACCAGUGCUGAGGAUGCAGGUCUCUACUCAGCAUCACUGAUGAAACAUCUGAACCUUCAACGAGGACGGGGUCAGUUCUGUGACUGUGUGCUGAGACAGAACUCAGAUCAGGUGUAUCCUGUACACAGGUGUGUCCUGGCAGCUUCUAGUCCAGUGUUGGCCUCCAUUCUGUCCUCUACUGGUGCCUUGGUGGAACUGCAGGAUCCAUGUCUGUCAGAGUCUGUAAUAGUGUUUCUCCUGGAUUAUAUUUAUACUGGGAUUCUGCCAUCUUCUCUCAGCCAGCAGCAGUACCACAGACUGCUCACUGCUGCACGCCACCUGCAAAUUAAGGAACUGCAGGAGGCUCUCAGGGCAGCUUGGAAACAGUUAAUAGCUGAAGAUAUUUCAAGUAAUGGAGCUGUAAUUCACACCUUUGAUGACCCUCCCUUAAUAUCUCAAACUGUACAGGGCUCGUCUAACGUAGGUGUAUUUGAAGAAGCGCAAAUCAAUUCAGCCGGCCUUGAUUCCAGGUUUAAAGGCGGGGGAAAGGACUGCGAUAGACCAUAUGGAAAGACUUUAAAAAUUCCAAACUCCUCCUGCUCUCUAGAAAGUGUCGACAGAGUUAAUGCACAUGACGCAAAAGAUGUUCCUCAUUUUGCACAAGACUUGAUGCAAAAUGGUUGUGCAUCCUCUGAGGGGUGCGAUUUACCUGGAGCAAACCAAGGAGAGCUCAAAAAUGAAGCUAAAUCAAGCAGUUUUGUAAAUUCAGACAUUCUGCAGAGAUGCACGGAGGGAGAGCUGCCGAGGAAAUCCGAGGGCAGGCGAAGAUCCUCCUCAUCCUCCUCCUCCUCAUCACAUCUGUGGUGUGGCGCAGUACCAGUCAUCCGUUACAGCCGCAGAGCUUCUGUCCUCCAGCUGGCAGAAGCAUGGGAAGUGUCGCAGUUCAUCAGCUCCAACACGACUCCGGUCUCACGCUCCUCCAGCACAGACAACGACAACUCUGUUAAAGGGGUCACCACUAACGAAGCAGGAAGUCAGGAUUCAGGAAACCACAACAAGGAAAAUGUGUGCACCAUUCAUCCUGAUUUGUGUAACAAUUACAGCGGCAGCAUUUCACACCAAUUAAUACCUAACAGCAAUGAGCAGUCCUGCAAAGGCCUCGCCCCCAACACGGACCAUACUGAACAGGCUCUGCAUGAUUCCUCACAGAGUAAAGGUUUAAAGCACCAAAUGGAGAGUGAUUUUGAUCGGUUGCCCUCCAAACUCAGACACCUGGAUUGUUAUGAGUGGAACGUUUCACCCACAAGAGAAGCAAAGGAACAAAUUAAAAACUGGGGGCUUGUGGAUCCUUUUCCUGUGCAGGAUUCAGAAACAGGAAGCGAUUCUUGCAGUGAAGAUAGUCUCGAGGUGGAAGCGAAAGAGGAACACGAUUUCUCUGGCAAAUUCCUCUUAGAAACAGAUACACAGGACAACCGCUGUGACCUGAAUGGACCUGAAACAAACUGGUACCCAAGCAAAAGGGAAACUAUCUCCAUCCAACAGGAAAAUAAACCAAACAGCACAUCUAACGCACCAGAAGCUGGUCUGGACGAUGCUCCAGGGCCCAGAAACAGCACAAGCACUAAGAGCACAGAGUCAUGUUCAUAUGUAGAGGACAUUUAUGGAACUAUUGAUCAGCGUUGCUAUGGAAACCUUCAUUCUGAGUGGCUCCCACAUCCGGAUGCACACUUAUCAGCCGACAGACACUCAAAACCAGUCUCCAGUCAUAACUCUGGUGACUCAAGUGAUGAGGGAGAGGCUGGUUCCUCUGCUGUUUCACCGCCACAUGGACCGGACUCUGUACAAACCUCCAUGCCGCCCACCUCGUCAGUUUGCAAACCUUUGGGCCUUCCAGCUGACAGGUCUGCUCACCUGUCCUCUCCUAACCACCAACCGUUGCAGUGCUCCCUGUGCGAUCGCUCCUUCAGCCAGCGAGGCUCUCUAAACAGACACGUUCGAAGCCAUCUUGGCGUCCGGCCCUUCCCCUGCCCUCGCUGCCCCAUGACUUUCUCACGCCAGUACCGUGUCACUGAGCACAUGCGUGUUCACCUGCGCUGUCCCCUCGGGAAUGGCCACCAAAAAACCUCAGACUCUUUUAUUAAAGGCCACGAGGAAAGACCACAAAACUGACAGGAUUUUUUUCACUGAAAGAUAGCUUAAACAACUGAAGUUUGCAGAAUUUUAUAGAACUUUAAGCUGAGAUUUUCAGGUCUGAAUCGUUUAAAACGCUCUUUAAAAUGCCACUUUGGUUUGAAAGUUUGUUUAAACCGGAAAUGUUCCCUUGUAGCUUUCCUUCGUGAGUCGGUGUGUUAAAGAUGUGUUGUAACUCCUUUUUACAGAUUACUUUUUUACUAUCGCAACAAACACAGGCAGCUAAUCAGACUUUGUAAUGCACCGAUUCUCCCGAACCUCUGCAGACAGAAACAGUUAGCCUUCAUCUUGUGAUCAUUUAAAACAAUUAGCAGCUAAUGAACGUUGUUUUCUUCCUCUAGAAAUUUACUGAGACCAAAGUGUCACACCCUGUCCUGUCUCCCCAUUUGGUUCAGCCUGCCAUUUGGUUAACUGCUCCCACCUGCCUCUUGUUUUCCAAUCACCCAAGCUCCCAGCCCUCUUGUAUUUAAACCCCUUCUGUUCUGUGGAUCAUUUCAUUGUCCUGCGUGUCCUCCAUUAAAUCAGUGUUUUAAAUGUUCCUGGCUGCCUCCCUGCCUGUUUCUUCCCCUGCACUUGGAUCCUCACCUCCGUCUCACUCACCGGCACGUUGUGACAGAAUGAACCAACCCUGUAAAGGAUCCAGGGGGGAGGUUCUUCCUUGGGAGUGUUUGCUCCAGUUUUUAACCGCGGAUCACCGGCCGGCUUCUCCUCCUCUGGCCUCGCCGCAGACGCCGUCGCCGAACCCCGGCUGCAACGAUCCCCUCCGCCCUCCCGGAGCUAGAUGUGAGGUUGGACCAGGAGACACAGCUAGACCGCUCCUGCUACGUGGGCACUAGACUGGCUGGCCCACGGCGUUGGGAAGCAGGCAGGCAGGCAGACAAACCAGUACGAGUAAAAGUAUUUAAUGAUCACACGCUGGACAAUGAAACAAUGAUCCACAAAGAGACACAGAACUGAAGGGAUUUAAAUACAAGAGGGCUGGGAGCUUGGGCGAUUGGAAACGAGAGGCAGGUGGGAGCAAUUAACAGAGACGCAGGCUGAACCGAAUGGGGAGACAGGACAGGGUGUGACACAGAGAUAGUUAUUAUAAUUACCAACCUGUAUUCUAAAGGUAGCUAAAGAGUGUCAGCGUUGCACCAACAGCUUCUAUUAUAUAAAAUAAGCUUCAAAAUAAUGUUUGUGUUAACAUGUUUUUAAUGACUUCUGGCUGCAGAACUCAACACGAUAAAACUGACCCCUGCUAAAAGAAAACAAUAAGGUGGCACGUGCAUGCUUAUAAGGGUUAAGAGAAGCUUGUGUCCAUCUUAUAUUAUUAUACAGUGUGAUGCAGAGUGAGGGUUAUACAACUUUAUCACAAACUAAUAAAAAAAACAAUAAUUUAAUGUUUAAAUUUGGGAAGUUAUUUUUCUUCUGCUGAUGACUGAUGCAAGUGGUCUAAAUAAAAGGCAGGUGACUGUUUUCUUGCUCGUAUAGUUUGUCUCUUUGAUUUCUUCAUGCCAGCUUUUAUUCUUAUAUUUAUUCUUACUUUAAUGGCCAAGUCAUCCUAUUUACAAGCUGACUUCGUUCCACAGAGUUUAGCUGUGAGUCUGUAACGCGUUUCUGUAUAAACUCUUGUCUGGACAAAUGUUUGAGCAUCAUCCUCUGGGCUGUUGCUGAUGUUAGUGAGGCCUUACAGAGUUCUGUGAAUGACCCGUUUUAUCUUUGCAAAUUAAAAUGCUUUUCAAUGUUUGGAAAGUUGAAUAAAAAUGCUAGUUUCAUGUUGGUGCUUGACAUCACAUCUCAA
Messenger RNA from Nothobranchius furzeri (turquoise killifish), 4300 nucleotides. The record is from RefSeq and is a predicted model, not a curated record. NCBI's taxonomy places the organism in Eukaryota, Metazoa, Chordata, Actinopteri, Cyprinodontiformes, Nothobranchiidae.